Molecule: messenger RNA, 3313 nt
Organism: Engraulis encrasicolus (European anchovy)
Lineage: Eukaryota; Metazoa; Chordata; Actinopteri; Clupeiformes; Engraulidae
Gene: usp2b
Product: ubiquitin specific peptidase 2b
Exons: 12
Coding region: 424-1626 (400 amino acids)
Biological process (GO): protein deubiquitination
Cellular component (GO): cytoplasm
Molecular function (GO): cysteine-type deubiquitinase activity
Source: RefSeq, a predicted model, not a curated record
CAUGAGAGGGGAGGACCUACCGGCGUCCACGCGAGCCUCCAUCAAGCUUAAUGAAGCAGUUUCACUUAAAUCCACAUUCGGAUUAGUUGAAUAAAGCGGAGCUGUUCUCUUUAGGUAACCUGUCUGCUACCUCAGUCCAUGCACCACUAGUGGACGUCUCUCCAGUACCAGCAGUUUUCCUGUUCAUGGACCCUCACAAUAACUGGACACUUGGCUGCCUAUAGCGAAUCAAAGAUUUUUGAAGAACAUACGUGGGAAUACUCUAGCCUAAGAGAGCACCAGCUCUAUUUACCUCGUAAAUCACAACGGAGUAGGGUACUCCGGGAAUCCAGCUCAUCGCUGACUCAAGGCCAGCUCCGGUGUGCGGCAGCCAGAAAACUAGACUUCGGAGUUUCGAGCUGAGCGACCCAAAACGCCGUCACCAUGCCGAGUAUGCGACAGUCCUACACGGUCACCGUGCCCGAGGAACCGCCGGCGGCCGCUUUCCCUUUCCACAAACAGGACAUACGUAGAAAGAGCCCGCAGAUCUCCAGGUCGAUGCUCGUGUCUACAUUCGUCGGACUUCUCAUUAACCAAGCCAAGAACUCCAAGAAUGCCCAGGGCCUAGUUGGACUACGGAAUCUUGGCAACACAUGCUUCAUGAACUCCAUCCUGCAGUGUCUGAGUAACACCCACGACCUGCGAGACUACUGCCUGAGGAACUGCCACCUCACUGACCUCAACAAGAGCUGCAGGGCCAAGGCUGCCCUCAUGGACGAGUUCGCCAAACUGACUCAGACCCUCUGGACGUCAGCGGGCAAUGAGGCGAUAAGCCCGUCCGACUUCAAAACGCAGAUCCAGAAGUACGCUCCACGCUUCGUUGGCUACAAUCAGCAGGAUGCUCAGGAGUUCCUGCGGUUCCUAUUGGACGGUCUGCAUAACGAGGUUAACAGAGUGGUUGGGCGGCCGCGGGUACCUGUGGAGGACUUCGACCACCUCUCAGAUGAGGAGAAAGGAGAGCGCAUGUGGAGCAAGUAUCUGGAGCGGGAGGACAGCAAAGUGGUCGAUCUGUUUGUGGGACAGCUGAAGAGCUCGCUGACUUGCAAUGAGUGCGGCUUCUGCUCCACCGUCUUCGAUCCGUUCUGGGAUCUGUCUCUGCCCAUCCCUAAGAAAGGUUCCAGUGAGGUGACAUUGACUGAUUGCAUCAGACUUUUCACGAAGGAAGAUGUUCUCGAUGGAGAUGAGAAACCGAUAUGCCAGAGGUGUAAAUCCAGACGAAAAUGCACAAAGAAAUUCACAGUCCAGAAGUUCCCCAAAAUCCUCGUGCUUCAUUUGAAGCGUUUCUCCGAGCCGGGACGUGUGAAGACUAGCAAGCUGUCCACGUUUGUCAACUUCCCCCUCAAAGAGCUGGACCUCAGAGAAUUUGCGUCCGAGAACAGUGCAACGGCUAUCUACAACCUGUACGCAGUAUCUAAUCACAUAGGGACGACGCUGGGAGGACACUACACGGCCUACUGUCGCAACCCCGUCCUUGGGGAGUGGCACUCAUACAACGACUCCAGGGUCAGCCCCAUGUCUUCCAGCUCAGUUCGCAGUAGUGACGCCUACGUGCUAUUCUACGAACUGGCCACCUCAUCGCGCAUGUGAGCAAGCUUGGGGGGGCUACUGUACCAGGCUGGGCCCUCAAGGCUAUUGGGACUUCCUCACGAGCCACCAGCCUCUAUCUCUGACUCCCCCCAGCCCCAGCUCUCAGCCUAGGCCCCAAACUGAUGGACUGAAGCCUAUUGAACCAGCUACAGUUUGCUACUAUGAUGGAGCAGAACUAUCCGGAGCUUUCUACUGUUCUACAGUAAAAGCUCUUACUCUGGGACUCCCAAACUUAAAUCCAAGGCCUCAAUGACAAUGAGCAGCAAUGUGUCUGUCUCAGGCACAUGAGAGACUCUUAUUUUGGGCUGCUGGUACUCUGAACUACGUGCUACUACUACUUGACUGGUCGUGUCUUCUUCUCUCUUCACUCCCUUCCACACUCCUAGUCGGAGGCCGUCAAUGCUCUGACACUGAGGGAGAUGAGGACCAAGGAACCCUCUGUUUUCUCACCUGGGGACACACUAGAGCAACUAGUCUGGACCACCGGUCCGAUGAACAAGCAGGACAGUGAAUGUGUGUGUGUGCGUCCGUGUGAGUGUGUGUGUGUGUGUGUGUGAGUGUGCCGGUGUUUGUGUCUACUGACUUUUUAUGUUGACUAUCUCUAUGCACUGUGCAAGAGGAGCGCUUAACAGCACAGCUUGGCCAUGCUAAGUGUUUGGUUGAGUAAAUGCCUUGUGGCUAAAGCUGAUGGCUCAGCUCUCCCCUCCUCGUCUAAUUUAUCUAAUUAUUUAAUGCUGCUUGUCGUAGCACUUUUUGUUUAUUGUUUUGUUUUGUUUUGUUUUUUCGUUUGAAAAACCCUCACUGUGGCACAAUAGAUUGUCUCCUUACUCCCCCUGGUGGUGAAACCCUGGCGCAGGUCAGUCAGAUAACUAACAAAAGCAAACACGAACAAAAAUGAAUCUUUUUUUAUUCAUAUUGCACUAGCUCAGAGAUUACCUGUACUACUACCAUAACAAAGAUGUCAUUACAAAGCCAGCAAACCGGAUGCAUCUGUACUGCACUGUACUGUACGUUACGGUACUGUACUGUACUGUACUGUAAAGAUAUCUAUAGUGUACUGUACUGUACGUACAGUACCGUGGUGUGUAUGUGGUUUGAACAAACAGCCGCAGGUUUGGUCGCGUGACUCGUGUCUGGUAGUCCUUGAAGACCAUAAUAAUGAAGCAGGGCCUGCACCUGAGGGUUCCCUUGGGAAACAAGUCCACACAACACAGCGCAGCGCGGGCUGGCUGGCAUCUAAUUGCCCUGAGAGUGCCUCAGUAUCCACCACCGUCCCGUUCCCUUUUCCUUCUCAUCAUCAAAGCAACUUGUGGAGACUGGAAUAAGUACUGUGGUGUCAUAAGUGAAGUAUUUUUUUGUGGGCUAAACUAUUUAAAUGUGGGUACCCUCGAUUUCAACAAUAAGGCAAAGUGCAAAAGUGUGAAGACUUAACAUGAUGGGGCUGGAUGAAAUGGGGUUUUUUUCUAUAGAGAAGGAAAAUCGUAUUGUUCUCAUAUCUCAAUAGGAUGGAUAUUGUUGUUGUCACUUGUAUUGGUUGAAUUUGCACUUUGCCUGUUGUUUUAGUUUGGGGCCUGAAAUGUUUCAUGACGAUGUGGUGUCACUCAUGAAGGUGUUGGAAGCUGCAAAACCUUCUUGACUUUAUUUUGAGAAGUCACUAGUGUAUGUAUAUAAAAUUAAAUUGAUCUAU